AUGCCUCCCCAUGUGGACGUAGUCAUAGUCUUCUGUGCCAUCCGGAAAAAGGCAGCCAGCUUUUCUAAAGAACAAGUGCGCCAGAAUGCUGUCAAGGCAGAAAAGCAGUAUUCUAAACUCAUUAAUACGCUCACACGAGCUGGCCUUAAAGCUGUAGGGAGGCGUGGAGAGAGCCAGGGCCAAUUACUCGUAAUGGUGACUUGCCCGCAAAAUGUGCUUGCGAAACUCAUUCAUUGUGAACGACAUUCGGACUUCUUAUAUGGUCUUCCAAUGUCCAAGUUGCCGUCCACGAGCGACUUUGAAUCGGCCCCACUAUCCCCCGCCGACCGUAUUCGUUUGAUCCUCGGAUUCAUUUCCUCUACUCCCGAAGAUGGAGGUUUGGGUAUCAUUCCAGGGCGAAAAGAGUGGGAUCUCGUGGAGUCUGUAAUGGCACUUCACGAUCAUGACUUCAAUGAUCACUGGAUACGCCUAUGGACACGGCAUCGAAUAGCGAGCGUGGAGCUUGAAAAGAUUCGAGACCAGUUUGGAGAUUCCGUUGCGCUUUAUUUUUUUUUCCUCACAGCAUACACGCAGGCUUUGAUAUUUCCGGCAGCACUUGGCACUAUCUAUUAUCUCUGGGGGAAACCCUACUCUGCUUCUUACUCCACUCUACUCUUGUUGUGGUCAAUCGCGUUCGUCGAAUGGUGGAGACUCCAAGAGCGCAUCCUAUCAAUUAGAUGGUGCAUUCGUGGCUCGUGGCGCGUGGAAAAGCGGAGGGCUGAUUAUCUCCCGAGCUUCCCCUGGUGGAAGCAGGAGAUGCGCAUGAUGGCUGGCCUACCAGUCAUACUACUCUUUGCGACUAUCCUUGCAGUUAUGUUGACAGGCAUAUUCGUCCUGGAAGCUUUUGUGACGCAGCUUUACAAGGGUCCCGGCCACACAUAUGUGGCUUUUGCUCCAACGAUACUUUUCUCACUCCUUGUUCCUCGGUUACUUGCAAUGUACCAGAAACUCGCCACGAACUUCACGGAUUGGGAAAAUCACAAGCAUCAAUCGAGUCAUAGCUCAUCUCUUUCAUUGAAGGUCUUUACACUCUCGGCGAUGAAUGCUUAUCUUGGCAUUGCGCUGUCCGCAUUCGUCUACGUCCCUUUCGGCGAAAGUGUCAUGAACUUUGUCCAGUCCUACUUGUUCACAGGUGGUCAUCGUGCGUUGGCCUUACUGGAGAAAUAUAAUGUCAGUUUCAACGCCACCUCUAAUUUCGGUGCUAGAGGAGCCGGUGGAAAGAAAAUCAGUGCGGCCGGACUCAAUUUAUGGGAGUCGGAUAGGAAAAGCGCGCGACGCAUGUUGAAUUCAUCGAGGCUUCAGGACCAGAUGUUCGCUUUUUCGGUCACAAACCAAGCCGUGGAUACCUUCACAGCUAUUGGCUUGCCAUACAUCCUCCGUGCGGUGGAGUCAUUCCGUAAUGGGAAAGGUUUUCGGAAUGGCAAUGGGAAGGGACAUGGGAAGAAAAAGCGGGUGGCGUUUGAUGAUGAACCUGUGGGGCAUGAUGCACACGGCAGAGAGGAGCGUGAAUUCCUCGAGCGUGUUCGGAGCGAAGUGGUGCUGCCAGAGUAUGAUGUGUUCACGGACUACAGCGAGAUGGUGACACAGUUUGGCUACGUCGCUCUUUGGUCAACAAUAUGGCCACUUGCACCGGCGAUGGCACUCUUCAACAACUACAUUGAAGCGCGCUCUGAUGCGUUUAAAAUCGCGGUGCACACCCGACGACCGACGCCUGUUCGAACGGAUACGAUAGGGCCGUGGCUCGAGUCUCUAUCAUUUUUAACAUGGUUGUCGGCUCUCACGAACUCUGCGCUGGUAUACCUCUUCCGUCCCCCUGAUCAACAAGAGAAUGAGCUGGGGACAAUGGUGGCUGCGAAUGCGACUGAUGAGUCGCAGCAUCUGAACCAUCACCCACUUCCUAGUCUUGCUGCAACCCGGGAACUUUUGAUGUCCGCUCUGUUGAUCGCGUUGUUUGCAUCCCAUGGCUAUCUCGUAAUGCGUGCCGCCGUCCGACAUGUCUUGAAACAUGCCAUAUGGACAGGAAGUAAGGAGAUGAAGGAGGCAGAACACGUGGAGCGGGAGAUGAAGGAAAAAUACCUGAGUAGCCUUGGGCAGUGCACGCCUGAUGAAAAUGUGAUGUUGGAAGCGACGGACGAGAAGGAUGAGUGGGCCACCUUCUGGACAAUAGACGAGGGAAAGGAUGAUAUAGGGAAGAUGCUGAAAGAUCUUUGA
Molecule: messenger RNA, 2250 nt
Organism: Suillus fuscotomentosus
Lineage: Eukaryota; Fungi; Basidiomycota; Agaricomycetes; Boletales; Suillaceae
Product: calcium-activated chloride channel-domain-containing protein
Exons: 4
Coding region: 1-2250 (749 amino acids)
Biological process (GO): chloride transmembrane transport
Cellular component (GO): cortical endoplasmic reticulum
Molecular function (GO): chloride channel activity
Source: RefSeq, a predicted model, not a curated record